AUGUGGGCACGAGUCGAAGUCGCAGUCCUCCGGGCUCGCAACCUUCCUGCCAUGGACCGGUCGGGAACGUCUGACGCGUUCAUGGCUGCGCAUUGGUCGACGUGUCGCUGUGGGGUGCAGCAGACAGGACUUCGCUCGUUGGCGAACAUGGUGGCCGACUCAAGUUCAAUUGAUGGAAUUCGCUCACGAUCAGCAAGCCUCUCAACUGGAUCGUCGGGCUUGCUAGCGGGCUCGGCAGCUGUUGGCUCGCCAGAGAAGGAGAAGAAGGACAAGAAGAAGAAGAAGAAGAGGAAUCGCGGACGGACGCUGUUUGAGCUCUCCAAGAAAGAGCGGAAGAAAGCGCUAAAAAACAAGUCGCUCUGCCCUGUGUGGGACGAUGCCAUUUUUGUUCCACUCGCCGAGGGCGGCGAGCUCCCGUUCUCGCCCUGGAUUGACGGGUCGGCCUCGGCGGAGCGCCACUCGUGCGGCAAGAUUGCGCUCGAGUGCUGGGAUGCGGAUCGGAUGUCCAACGGGCUCAUCGGUGUGGUCGAGCUCGACACGCUCCACUACCCGGUCUCGGACUUUGGCGCCAUCACGCGCUGGAUGCCGCUCAAGACGAGAACGGUGGUCGGCGAGGGCGAGGAAGCGCACGAGGUCCUUCGCCGCGGCCAGGGCGAGAUCCUUGUUCGGGUCCAGCGGUUCCGCGGCUCGCCGGUGACGCCCGAGACUGGCGCGCUCGCCGAGUGGCUCUUUACCCAGCGACCGGCGACGCUGCCGAACCUCGCUGUCGACAUUGCCGCUCAUUCGGAUGUGGUCUUUGACGUCGAGCCGGAGGCCGGCAAGGCCUCGCUGCAGCUGCGGUUUGAUCCGCACGCCGGCGGCAAGCGGGUUCGCAAGGCCGAUCUUGCGCUGCUAACCUCGGUCCUCCUCCCACGCGCCGCCGCUCCGCGCCUCCUCCACGCCUUUGACCAGUACUUUACGGGGCUCGAUGAGGGCGACGUGGGCUCUGUGGCGCGCGGCGUGGCGCACCUCCUGGGCGCCGGCGUCCUGCCCGAGUCUGGCGCCAUUGUCUCGCUCUUCAAGACCCUUUCGGUUGACAUGGCGUUUCCGGCGCUCAAGGAGCUGUUUGACGCCGUCUACGAGUCUUUCCCCUUUGUGGUGGCGCCCGAGUGGGAUGUUGAGGUCUCUUUUGAUCGCCAUGCCGUCGUCGUCUUGCGAACGUUCCGGGCCAGCUCUGCCGCACCCGACACACUCCCGUUCUCUUUUGCGGCGACGCAGGAGGUUGUCUUUGACCAGUCGGUCUCGCGGCGGGUGUCGACCAAGGUCUCGGUCGACCCGGCGUCGAUGGAGCUUGACGGCAUUGGCUCCAAGUCGCUGCGGAUGUCGCUUGCCAACGUGCUUGCCGAGUUUGUCGACCCGGUCGCCAUCUUUAUGCCCAUCUGGGCCCGCUCGUUUGCAGAUCCGUCGUCGCUGGUGGCGCGCGACAUUCCACGGCUUGUCGACAACAUCUCGGUGGCGGUCAGCGAGGAUAUGGUCUGGUCGCGGGCUGCCGUGAGCGAGGACGGCGCACACGGGUUGUCCGGCAACGCGGCAUGUGUGUACUCGCUCAUCAAGACACUGGCGACUGCGCUCGACGGCGAGGCCGCUGGUCUCCGCGGCGCCGAAGCGUUGGCGAUCGAGCUCGCCCACCCGUCGCGGCAGCUGGCCGACUCACUCCUGGCGUGGCUGGUGAGCGAGGAGGCGCGCGGCGCGCUGCCGCGGAGCCUGGCGGUGCUAGCUACGCUGACGCAGGACAUUCUCAUUCCUGGCGUGCGGAUGAUGCGCGACGCGGUGUAUGAGGCCUUUCCGUACCGUGACUACCGCGGCAGCGAGCACCGGGCGUGGGCCAUCAGCAUCGAGCUGCCUGCGGCCAACGGCCCGGCUGCGCCUGUGACGGUUGUUCAUCAGCGACGCGAGCAGUCGCAUGCCGCUGACGAUGGCGAGUACUUUGAGCUCGCGUGGUCGCUCCGGCUGGAGCUCGCCGGCGAUGGGCUGCGGACUAGCCUUCGACCGGAGCUCCGGGUGUACGACGUGGUGUUCACGGAGCGGACCCACGGCGAGGUCUCGCGCAAGCUCCUCGACGUCGUCCGGCCGCUCUGCUCGCUCACUGAUCUGCAGCGGCAGGUCUUCUCCCGCGAGCGGUCGUCGUUCAUUGACUUGCUCUACAUCCUUGACGGGCUGCGGGUGGUCGACAUCCACGGGCGCGAGCUGUUCGAGUUCCCCAUGCCGGGCUUUGGCGGCUCGACCUCGCUCGAGUCGCUGCGGCGGCUGCUGCGAAUCCUCCUGCAGCGGCUCGACGGAAGGUCAGCCAACGAGCUGGCCGCUGUCGACGCCGCCGUGGCGAGCGUCUCGCAUCUAGAGGCGCUCAAGGCUGUCGACGAACUGGUCGUUGGCUCGCCGCUUCUUGCGAGUACAAAGACGUACGACGUGCUCAAGCUCCUCCUCGCACCGAAUCUCGUGCACUGCGCCAUGACGCUCCGGGCCCAGCUCUACGACGCGCACCCGUACAUGGAUGCCAAGGGCUCGAAUGGGUAUGCCAUCACGGUGGUGCUCGCGCCCAACGAGGUGGUCCAUGUCAUCCAGGCCAAGAAGCAGCGCGCGUAUGACGCCGACGAGAGCCAGUUCUUUGAGUUUGGCUGGGCGCUCUCGCUGCGGCUUGCCGGCACCGACCUUCGCGCCGCGUUUUCGCUCCUCGACAUCACCUUUUCGCCGCACACCUCGACCCACGUCCGACAGUCGCUCAAGUCGCGGUUGCGGCGGAUCGCCAAGACCCGCCCGUUUGGCUGCUCGCAGUCUGACGAUGGCCACAUCGAUCCACGGACGUAUCUCACGCCGGUCGCCGACCACCUCGGCGUAUCGUCGGUCCGGCCUUUUCCGCUCCUUUACGUCCUCCGCUCGCUCCGCGACUGCCUCCCCGACUCGUUUGCGCUUGACGGCGACGAGCCGUUCCAUCCCAUCGGCGGGCGCGCACUGCUCGACGUCGUCACCGACGCGCUCGAGGGCCUCCGGUUCAUCCCCUCGGUCUACCUCGACACCGGCGCCGACUCGGCGAGCGACCUCGGCUCGAUGUUCUCGGCGCUCCGCGAAGCGCUAGCAGCGUCGGCCUCCAGCGACGACGCCCCGGUCCAUGCCAACAGCCUCGGCGAUCCCCCCACAGCGUCGACGGUCUCAGCCGCCUCGUCUACCGCCUCGACACACUCUGCAUAUUCGUCUGCCACAGACCCGGGCUCGGCCGCGUCGUCCGGCUCAGCCGCGUCGUCGGCCUCGUCCUCGGGCACCAGCUCAGACUCGGACUCGUCGCUAUCAGGCUCAUCGCCGCAGAUCAAGAGCCGCCAAAUGUGAUUUCAUGGUG
Thecamonas trahens ATCC 50062 is the source of this 3370-nucleotide messenger RNA. RefSeq lists its product as uncharacterized. The coding region runs from base 1 to 3360 and encodes 1119 amino acids. The transcript has 2 exons. The record is from RefSeq and is a predicted model, not a curated record. NCBI's taxonomy places the organism in Eukaryota, Apusomonadida, Apusomonadidae.